GUCAGUUGAGUUACAGGGGAGGCUGGAAAUUCAUUGAUGCAAAUCAAACUAUUCUUUGAAUAUUAUUCAGAAUAUGAUAAUAAUAAUAAUCAUCAUUAUCUUCAUCUUUACCCAGUCAAUUAAAUUUAAUCCUGAUCACGUUUCCGAGUUUCUGGUUACCUCGGUGAUCAGUUUUGGACAUUUCGACAAAAUCGAUGACCAUUUGGUUUAACCAGGAAAAGGAAAAGUGUAACCAGAAAAUCAACACAACAGACCAAAGGUGAACCUUUUUAUUUGUAACAAUUUACUUGAUUAAGGUAACAAUUUAUCAACUAAUCAACGUUAUUCUCAUUAUCAUUAACAACAGUGUAUAAAUCUAAUUGUCUAAUCAACAGAUUAAAUCAAUAAUCACGCAACUAUUGAUAUUUAUGUUUUCCAAUUCAAAAUGAAAUUGUUAUUCUCAUUAUCUAAAUGUGAUCAACUAAUCAAAAGUGCAAUUUAAAUAUAACCUAAUCCAAUUUAGAAAUAAGUUAAGUGUGUAUUGUGUGUGUGUGUUGAAUUAAAUUGUUAACAUCAACAAUUUGGAUUUAAUGUGAUUUGUGUCUAUUAUAAAUUUGCGUGCAAUGGUUAAUCAACAAUCUAAAUCAAGUAAUUUAAAAAGUAAUCAACAUAAAGAAAGUUCUGACGAUGAGAUCGAGGAAUCAGAAUCGACGGCCUUAGUUAACGCUGAUAGAAAUGGUCAAUCUAAUGUUACAAAUCGUAAGAAAAAAAGGAAACGUAAAUCAAGUCGUGAAAGUAAAACCGAAUCAACUAAAUCAACAAUCACUGUGAAACAAUUAACUAAACCAUCAGCAUCUUCAUCUUCAUCUUCAUCUUCAAAUACAAAUGAACCUGUUAAGGUUAAAUAUCGUUCAGGUGAAUUAGUUUCUAUCCCUCGAGCUGAGGUACAAUUUGAAGAGCGAUCAAUUAAUGAUCCUGGCGAUGAAUUAUUGGCAGUAAUUAGUGAUGGUGUUAAUGAUUCUCAGGUAAUUAUUUCACCUUUAACUCGUAAACCAGCACCAGCACCUCGAUCAUUAAUUAAUCCAGUUACAGGUAACGGUAAAUAUGCAAAAAAAGUGAGUGAUUCUGAUGAAAAUGAUGAUGAUGAUAAUCAGAUUUUAUUGAAUAAAAAUCAACCAGAAAAUGAGUCGGACUCAACUUCAUUGACAACUGUGAGUCUGUCAAAUAAUAGUAAAUCAAGUCCGCCUGAUGAUGAUGAUGAUGAUGACGAUGAUGAUGAUGAUAAGAAUGAGAAUAGGAAUAGGAAUAAUUUAAAUCAACCUUCACAAUUAAUCUCACAAUCAAAAAGUUUCUUAGAAAACACUGUUGAUAUAAAAUCGUCAACAAUGGAUUCCAAAGAUCAACAAUCAACAUCUUCUAAUGUUAAAAGUAAAAAAGAUGAAAAGAAACAACCAGUUAACUCAACAAUCAAUUCUAACAAUUUAAAUUCUAACGCUAAAAAUAGUAAUCAAAUUAAAAAUGGUGAUAAAGUUAUUAAUGGAAGUGAAGAAACUGAUUCCCUUGGAAAGGAUAAAAGUAUUUCCGAUCCAGCGAAAGUUAUUCCAGUUCCAUUGGAUAUCGUUGAGAAUUUAACUAAACGAGGAUCAGCUUUAACGAAAGAUAAUCUUUUAAUCAACAACAAUAAAGAUAAACAACAGGUAAUUAAGCAAAUUGAUUCGAAUAACAUUAAACUAACCGGAGGAAAAAAUCAACCGACGAAAAGUGUCAAAUUGGUCACAAGUAACGGUGAAAAUGCUGGAGUGUCACCAAUGCCGAAAGAGAUCAUUUCUGGACCAAUUUCCGUAGCUCCGAUUAAACAACCCACCGUGUUACCUUUACCACCGGCGGCUAAUACAUCAACACACUCGUCCUCUAACACUACGACAACAACAACAACCAAACCAACAAAAACAUCGGCAACGAUUUCAACUCCAAUUCCAAGUAAUGUAACAUCACCUGAAGCCACUAAAUUGUUAUCAAUACCAACGACGAUAAUUACAGUUAACACAACUAAUCCAUCGGCAAUUAAUGUGAACAAUACGAUGACAACAACAACAUCAACUCCAAAAACUGUAACAAUAUCGACAAGUGUAACAACCACAUCAACGAAAACAUCAACAGUGACCACCGAUAGUAAAGGUGUGACAAUGUCCACCAAAGAGGUUCCAUUGAAAGGUAAACCCACCGAUGAGAAUGGUAAAAGUGAAACUAAACCCGUGGUGGAUAAAGAUGACAAGAAGAGUGUGAAAAUAACAAUUGAAGAUACAAUUGGAUCUCUAAAGGAUAAGAAAGUAAUUGAAAGUGUCCGUUCAAUGGUGGGAAUGACCGGUGGUGAUGAUGAUGAUUCAGAUUCUGAAACUGAUUCAAUGGAUCCCGCGAAAAUGGACUCACCAAGUGAUGUUAAAUCUUCACCAGCAACAAAAUCUCCCGGUGGUGGUGGUAAAGAUAAAGAUACAUUCAAAUCUGACCUCGGGCUAAAUGGUAAAUCUUUAAUUUCACCUUCGCAAAGGUUAAUAGCAUUGUGUCGACGUGAGGAGUGGCUUGCGGUUGACACUUUACUACACCAAACGGAUCCGUCGUUUUUUGAUGUAAACAUCGUUGCCGAAGGUAACUUAUGGACGCCGUUGAUGUUUGCAGCGAGAGACAAUCGGGUAAAUGUGAUUGAGAAAUUAAUUGACAUUGGUUACAAUAUUAACUCUAGAGCAGUUGACGGAGUGACGGCUCUUCAUUUGGCCUGUGCUCAUGCAAGGGAGGAUACAAUUAGAUUGUUAUUAUCCCGAGGAGCUGAUCCCUUAAUUGCUGGAGGUCCUAAAGAUCAAUUACCCGUCCAUGUAAUUGCCAUGAAACAAACUGGAGCUGCCGUUGCACCGUUACAAUUAUUAUUAAGAUCAACACCUAAAUCUAUGAGGUUAAUUGCUGAUAAGGAGGGUAAUAUACCAUUGAUUUUGGCCGCCGAGUGUGGUAAUCAUGGUGUUUGUCGGGAACUAUUAACAGCCCAAGCGAAAGAUCAACUUACCGCUCGAAAGCCUGGAACCGAAGACAGUGUUAUCCAUAUUGCGACUCGACGGAAAGACACUUUACUACUUCAGUGUUUCAUUAAUCAUGGAGGAGAUACGAACAUGCAGAAUGCUUAUGGACAAACUCCUCUUCACAUCGCAUCUCAAGAUGGCGAUGAGAAUAUAGUUAAGUUCCUUCAUGAAUCGGGUGCGAACGCGAAUCUAACUGAUCGCGAGGAAAGAACUGCCCUUCAUUUGGCCACCGAACAUGGACAUUCUCGAAUAGUUGAUCUACUUACUGAAAGAUUUCGAGCCAAUGUCAACCUAAGAACAAAAGAUGGAAACACAUUAAUGCAUAUUGCAUCUCGAUGUGGUCACUCAACGACAGCAUUACAUUUCCUAAGGAAAGGAGUUCCACUUCAUAUGCCCAAUAAGGAUGGUUCUAAAGCGAUUCAUAUGGCAGCUUCGAGAGGUCAGAUUGAGAUUAUCCGUCAAGUCUUGAAAAGUGGUGAAUCAAUUGACAUUAAGAACAAUGCUGGACUUACACCAUUACAUUUGGCUGUUGAAUCAGGUCAAGAUCCGGUGGUUGAAUUGUUAUUAGGUUUCGGGGCCUCUGUUCAUGUCAAGACAACCUUUGACCUGGAAACACCGCUUCAUAUUGCUGCUCGAACCAAGGAAGGAGCGACUUGUGCCAAAUUGCUCAUCAAAAGUGGUGCCAAUGUUAAUGCCACUGAGAAGAAUGGUGAGACACCACUUCAUUUAGCGGGAAAAUCUGGUUUCCAUGAUAUAUUUAAAUUGCUUCUCGAAGCGGGUUCAGAUGCUGGUCUUCAAAAUAAUUCCGGUGAAAAUGUCCUUCACACUGUGGUCAAGGAAGGUCACUUUGCGAUUGCAAGGUUACUUAUUGAUUAUAUUAUCCGUCGAGAUACUAGAGAAGUGGCUGAGAAAUUAGUCAAUCAAAAAAAUAAGAAUGGUGAAAGUUCAGUUCAUUAUGCUGCAGCAAUUAAACCAAAUGGAAAUAGAUCAAGUAAUGAAGAUCGAGCUCUAAUGAAUUUACUUCUUAAACAUGGUGGAGAUGUUAAUUUAGGAACAAAUGAGACUCAGGAAAACGCUGUUCAUUUUUGCUCAAAAUCGGGUAACACAAACGUACUACGAGAAAUAAUUUGUCAAUUACCUCCAAUCGAAGCUCAAGUUGUUUGCAAUAAACCAUCAAAGAAUGGUCAAACUCCGUUAUUAUAUGCAUCUAAUUCUGGUUAUCCAGAGAUAAUUGAGAUUCUAUUACAGCAAAAUGCUCGUGUUGAUGUUUUCGAUGAUAGAGGUCGAGCUGGGUUACAUUUGGCCGCUGAACUUGGACGAUUAGAUGUUGUUGAUAUUUUAUUAGCUAAUAACGCUUUUGUUAACGUUCGUAAUAAAACUGGAAUGACCCCCUUACAUUUAGCCGCUAAAAUGGGCUACAAUGAGAUGGUCAAGCAUUUGGUCACCAAGUAUGGUGCUCAUUUGGAUGCAAUGACUUUGAACAAACAAACUCCGCUUCAUUUGGCCGCUGAAUAUGGUAAACUUGAAGUUUGUAGCACUUUACUUGGUAUGAAAGCCGAUAUCAAUGCGAUGGACAAUCAAGCACAAACACCUCUACAUUUGGCUGCUCAAAGUGACCAUCCUGAUGUAUUGAAAUUAUUUUUACAAUAUCGACCUGAAUUAGUUUCCGUUCCCAAUAAAAAUGGUUUCACUUGCGCUCAUAUCGCUGCGACCAAAGGAUCUGUUGCUGUACUCAAAGAGCUCAUGAAAUUUAAUGUUGAAGUCGUUAAAUCGGCAAGAGUUAAGAAAACUGGGUCAACUGCCCUUCACAUGGCAGCUGAAGGUGGACACACCAAAGUUGUCAGACUUUUACUUCAAUCUGGUGCAAAAGCUUCAGAUGAAAAUUUGGAAGGAAUGACCCCACUUCACCUCGCUGCUAAACAAGGUCAUCUACGGGUUUUACAUGCACUGAAAGGUGCCGUUGAUUGGAAGAUAUGUUCAAGAAAAACGGGAUUCACGGCUCUUCAUGUCGCUGCCGCUUAUGGACAAACCGAUUUCGUUAGUGAGAUGUUAACACAAGUUCCUGCAAAUAUAUUAAGUGAAAAACCAUUAGCUGAUCCUGGUUCUGAUUACGGGAUUACACCUCUUCACUUGGCAGCCCAAAAUGGCCAUGAAAGUGUCGUUCGAUUGCUAAUGAACAGUACCGGUGUUCAAGUUGAUGCACCGACUCGAGUUCAUGGAAGUAUUCCAAUGCACUUGGCAGCUCAGGGAGGUCACAUGUUGGUCGCUGGUCUUUUAAUCAGUCGAUCGGGUGACUCGUUAAUGUCCAGGGAUAGACAAGGACGAACCUGUGUCCAUUUAGCUUCAGCUUCAGGUCAUCGCGAUAUGGUUGGCCUUUUAUUAGGUCAAGGAGCAGAAAUCAAUUCUCAAGAUAAGAAAGGAUGGACUCCCCUUCAUUAUGCCUCAAGGCAUGGUUACCUUUCAGUCGUUCAAUUGUUAGUCGAAAGUGGUGCCGAUCCAACGGCCACAAGUAAGGACAAUAAAGUCCCACUUUGCUGUUCAGCUUCCGCUGGACAUUACGAUGUCCUUAGUUAUCUACUUAAUAAAGAACACGAUUCCCUUCAACUGAUGGAUGAUAAAAUGUUUCUACUUGACCUGAUGAACUGUUCAAAGAAUCAUGAUAACAAACCUAUUCGGGAAUUCGUCCUAGUGUCCGAAGCUUGUAUUGACACUGCGGUUAAAUUGGCUCGACAAUAUGAAAAUUUAGCCGCUCGAGAAAAGGAGCGAGCUCGUGAUCUGGAAACGGCUUCCGCUUAUUGUGAUUCAAUUGCAAUCGAUUUACUUUCAAUCGCUGCAACGACCAACAAUGCUGGCGCUUUGUUACGAGCAACUGACCAUAAGAAUACUGAAUUUCUGGAUGUUCUAAUUGAAUUAGAUCGUAAAGAUGUCGUCUCCCAACACGCGGUACAAAAAUACUUGACCGAUGUUUGGAUGGGAAACUUACGAUGGCCUGGACUUAAAUUCGUUGCACUUUUUUUCUCGUUUCUUGUUUGCCCGAUAAUUUGGAUAAUCGUCUCAACACCAAUUGGACAUCGACUCCAUCGAAUACCAAUAAUUAAAUUCAUGUCCUAUUUAACAUCGCACAUAUUUUUCAUCUGUGUCCUUGUUUACACAACCGUUUUUCCUGGUACGGCACUUUACGAGUACGAGGAUACGAUUCCCCUUUGGAACGAGUGGCUUUUAACCCUUUGGCUUAUCGGCAUCGCCGUUUCCGAUAUGAUCAAUCCCUCAGAUAAAUCGGGUCUUGGUGGGAUUAAGGUUCUAAUAUUAGUGAUUGGUUUCACUGCGGUUGCCGUUCACGGGAUAACCUUUAUUUUAGAUGAAUAUGUUUUCGAUCGGCAACAAAUCAUCUUAGAUGACCUUUGGCAUAUUCGUCGGCUUGAUAUACUUUACAUUCGUAAUCAACUUCUGGCCGUGGCCAUGUUACUUUCUUUCAUUGAAUUUCUUAACUUUCUUACCUUUCACCCUCUUUUCGGACCUUGGGGUGUAAUUAUUCAAGAACUUAUUCAAGAUCUACUUCGUUUCUUGGCCAUAUUAUCAAUCUUCUUGUCCGGUUUUACCCUUCACAUUUGUGCCAUUUAUCAGCCCGUUUAUCGAGCACCCGAAAGCUGGAAUAUGACCCAAAUACCAAUCGGUCAACAUUUCCUUAAACCUGGUAAAUCAUUUGAAAUGCUUUUCUAUGCUCUUUUUGGCCUCGUUGAACCGGACACUAUGCCCCCUAUGCACUUAUCGCCCGAUUUUGCCAAAAUCAUAAUGAAACUUGUAUUCGGUAUCUACAUGAUGGUUACCGUAAUUGUGUUAAUCAAUCUGUUAAUCGCCAUGAUGUCCAAUACUUAUCAACGAAUUGAAGCUCAAUCAGAUAUCGAAUGGAAAUUUGGUCGAGCUAAGUUAAUACGAAACAUGAAUCGAACCCUAUCAACACCAUCACCAAUUAAUCUAAUUCUCGGUUUACCAAUAUUAGCUUUCCACAAAUUAAGCGAUAAAAUGCAUCAAGAUAAAAUUAAAGAAAUGGCUUUGGCUAAAAAAGCCUUUGGUCAUUUAACUUCCCAACGUCCGAGUGUAAUUGCCGCUCGAACGUUAUUGUCUCGUAAAUCGUCACGACUUUCGGGUACAACCCAGAUGACCAGUCACUUUGGUAUGUCCAUUUUGGAGGCUGCACUUCACGAAUCAAAGCCAAUCGCUGAAGUCGUUAAUUGGCCUUUAAUUGUUCAAAAGUAUUACGAAUCAAUUGGUGUUGCCUCACCUUCAUCGGGCGCUGAUCAAGACGAGCCGAUGGAUGAUACUUCAAAUGGUUGAAAUUAAAUCAAUUAAAUCAUAACAAUCGAUUAAUUUACUUAUUGGGUUGAAAUUGAUUCUAAUUGACUUUUAAUUGCGAUUGACAAAGUUUAUCAUUAAGACUCCAAUCUUAAUAUUAAUCCAAUUACAAAUUUGAGAAAUUAUUUUUUAUCUUCAUCAACAAUUGGAUUAAUUUUGUUGUUUUCAUUUACCAAUUAUUGUUGGAGAUUAAUUGUUAAUCAAUUGUAAUUUCUAUUAAUUAACCUUAAGCUUGUUACACAUUAUGAGCAAUGAAGCUCUGAUUAACUAAUUAACUAUUUCAACGAUUGUUAUUUUAAAUUAACUAAUCAUUUUCUCUGCUCUCUCUUUUAAUUGUUGUUCUACUAAUUAAAGAUACAAUUGUGCUUUCGAUUGUAUAUAAAAUGAUUAACUAAUCACUGAUCUGUGGAGAUGAGCUAAUUCAUGUUAACGAAACAAAAAAAAUAAAUAAU
Molecule: messenger RNA, 7852 nt
Organism: Panonychus citri (citrus red mite)
Lineage: Eukaryota; Metazoa; Arthropoda; Arachnida; Trombidiformes; Tetranychidae
Gene: nompC
Product: serine/threonine-protein phosphatase 6 regulatory ankyrin repeat subunit B-like
Exons: 22
Coding region: 603-7382 (2259 amino acids)
Biological process (GO): GPI anchor biosynthetic process; calcium ion transmembrane transport
Cellular component (GO): membrane; glycosylphosphatidylinositol-N-acetylglucosaminyltransferase (GPI-GnT) complex
Molecular function (GO): calcium channel activity; protein binding
Source: RefSeq, a predicted model, not a curated record